CUGGACCCAUCUUGAAUGUAGAUGUCCGCCUCUCUUCAACAUCAGAUUGGCUUACUUUAAACAUGGACCCGUCCAUCUCCUUCACUCUUGGAAUUGUAUUUGCUGAAGUGAACAAGUUAUCUCUGCCAGUAUCCUUAUCAGGGAUGAAAGUUAAGCAGAAAUCCGGCACAUUCGAGAUGAGUAUUCUGACUCAAGGUAUUCACCCAUUUGAUGGUACUGUGAUUGACUCAACACGUGACCCGGCAUGUGUCCAGGACAUGACUGUUGCUGAAAUCGCUGACUAUAUUGCAAACAAUGCAUUCUUGAAUACAUAUCUCAAGAGUGCAAGUGCCCUCCUACCGAGUUUUGUAAACGCACUACCAACUGGUACUGAGAUUUUGUUAUCUAACAAAUUACAUUCGUGGGUCACAACAGGAGAUGUGGUCAAGGGUAUCCCUGUCUGUGAUGUCGCCCCGGUGUUCCCUGAUCGACUCUACUCAGUGUUCAAGUUCAACACUGAUACGACUCUAAGUAUAUUCGGACAAAUGAUCAAUAUUCCUGUUGUUGAUGGUGAAGAUGUUUGUCUCAUCGUUGACAUAUUUAACGAUUUAGGGGGCACCAUCAUGUUAACAUUCCCGCCAUCUAUCGCCAAAUCGUUACCGAACAACCGGAAGCGGCGACAGAGCACUGAUAGUUCAGCCUGUCGGAUAUUGAAAAAGAUCCCAAUGACUGCUGAUAUCCUGGGAGACUUAGAUGUAUGUGUGAGGGGUUUGGGAUUUUCUGCAACAAAUGGUUUGAAUGUGCACAAUUCAAAGAACUCACUGCAGUUAUGGAAUGGGGAUGAGAUAUUUAACUACCA
Messenger RNA from Owenia fusiformis, 838 nucleotides. The record is from the annotation of a GenBank genome assembly. NCBI's taxonomy places the organism in Eukaryota, Metazoa, Annelida, Polychaeta, Sabellida, Oweniidae.